GCAGCUUCUUGCUGUGCACCACCUAGAUGGCUGAUUCUGACCCUGGGGAAAGAAAUUACGACAAUAUGCUACGAAUGCUGUCAGACCUGAAUAAGGACUUGGAAAAGCUAUUGGAAGAGAUGGAAAAAAUCUCAGUGCAGGCGACCUGGAUGGCCUAUGACAUGGUGGUAAUGCGCACCAACCCCACUCUGGCGGAGUCCAUGCGCCGGCUAGAAGACGCCUUCCUCAACUGCAAGGAGGAGAUGGAGAAGAACUGGCAGGAGCUACUCAGUGAGACCAAGCGCAAGCAGUAGGCCCCGCUGCCCAUCCACGCUGCCA
Molecule: messenger RNA, 318 nt
Organism: Marmota flaviventris (yellow-bellied marmot)
Lineage: Eukaryota; Metazoa; Chordata; Mammalia; Rodentia; Sciuridae
Product: synaptonemal complex central element protein 3
Biological process (GO): reciprocal meiotic recombination; synaptonemal complex assembly; spermatogenesis
Cellular component (GO): central element
Source: RefSeq, a predicted model, not a curated record